UUCCCAAUUCGGAAGCCAUUUCCAACCAACUGCUGGUCAAAGCUCAAACAACCGUACCUGCUGAAGCGAAAAACGACCGGUAGACGGACUGAAGAAAACGAUCUUCCUUCCAAACCCAAACCCUAGAAAUUUCACACUCUCCAACCAAAACCCUAACCCAAACAUGGCCUCGUCCGAUCCAAAACCUAACCCUAAUUCCCCAUCCGAAUUCCUUGAAGAAGAAGCAGGCCACUUCAGCUCCCUCUCCGUCGACGAUCCCCAAGUCUCCGCCGUUAACGGGACUUUGAAUCAGAAUUAUGGUCGCGAGAUUGAAGAAGAGGUUCCAGAUGGAUCGAUCCAGGCCACUGGUGUCGAAGAGGUCCUGGAAUCAACCUAUGGGGUCGUCUGGAGAGAGAAUUCAGAGCAUGAGUUGGAGCCCGCCCCGUCGAGCCCUAGCAGCAGCGGAUAUGCGGGGGAAAGGGGGAGCAGCAGCGGGGGCACAAGCGUCGGUGGGAUCGAGGAGGUCGGUGAUGGCGGGACUGUGGGAGGUGAUUCUGUCGAGGAUGCGGGUUCUGCAUCAUGGGUCCCAGGGAAACGGCAUUUGGAUGAGGAUGAUGCGUCGAUUUCAUGGAGGAAAAGAAAGAAACACUUUUUUGUGUUGAGUCACUCGGGGAAGCCAAUAUACUCUAGAUAUGGAGAUGAACAUAAGCUAGCAGGAUUUUCUGCAACCUUGCAAGCCAUCAUUUCCUUUGUGCAGAAUGGUGGAGAUCGUGUCAAAUUUGUCAGGGCAGGAAAACAUCAGGUUAUUUUCCUUGUGAAGGGUCCAAUUUAUUUGGUAUGCAUAAGCUGUACUGAAGAGCCAUACGAGGCACUGAGGGGACAACUAGAGCUUAUCUAUGGUCAGAUGCUACUUAUUCUGACUAAGUCAGUAAAUAGAUGCUUUGAGAAGAAUCCAAAGUUUGACAUGACACCCUUGCUUGGAGGAACAGAUGCUGUUUUCUCCUCUCUUAUUCAUGCCUUCAGUUGGAAUCCUGCUACAUUUCUUCAUGCAUAUACGUGCCUUCCUCUUGCUUACUCAACAAGGCAAGCUGCUGGUGCUAUAUUGCAAGAUGUUGCUGAUUCGGGUGUCCUUUUUGCGAUAUUGAUGUGUAAACACAAGGUUAUCAGUCUUGUAGGAGCGCAAAAGGCAUCUCUUCAUCCUGAUGAUAUGUUCCUACUUGCAAAUUUUGUGUUGUCUUCAGAAUCAUUUAGGACAUCUGAAUCAUUCUCACCAAUUUGCUUGCCAAGAUAUAAUCCUAUGGCAUUUCUAUAUGCUUAUGUCCAUUAUCUUGAUGUUGAUACAUACUUGAUGUUGCUUACUACUAGUUCAGAUGCCUUCUAUCAUCUUAAAGACUGCAGGCUCCGCAUUGAAACGGUGCUUUUAAAGUCAAAUGUUCUCAGUGAAGUUCAGAGAUCCCUGCUAGACGGUGGGUUACGUGUUGAAGAUCUGCCCGUUGAUUCUUCUCUUCGUUCAGGAUCUUCUUCUUCUCAUUUGGGGCAAGACAGACAUGCACCUGCAUCCCCAGAGAGAUUAAGACAAGCAGGUGUGGGCAUUGGUGGCCCUGCUGGACUUUGGCAUUUCAUAUACCGAAGUAUAUAUCUGGAUCAGUAUGUUUCAUCAGAGUUCUCAUCACCUAUAAAUAGUUCCACCCAACAAAAAAGACUAUAUAGAGCUUAUCAAAAGCUGUAUGCUUCUAUGCAUGAUAGAGGGGCUGGGCCACACAAGACACAGUUCAGAAGAGAUGAAAAUUAUGUUCUGUUAUGCUGGAUUACUCAAGAUUUUGAGCUAUACGCAGCCUUUGAUCCGCUUGCAGACAAGGCUUUAGCCAUAAAGACUUGCAACCAAGUGUGUCAGUGGGUGAGAGAUGUGGAAAAUGAGAUUUUCUUGCUGGGAGCGAGCCCCUUUUCUUGGUGAUUUCAUCAAAGAGCAUAUGUGUACUGAUUGUACUCUUUUAAGUCUCUUUUGGUAAUAAAAUCCCGCCAUUAAUAUUUUCCACAUGCCUUUUGUGCUUGCCUGUGUACAUGAAUCGCCGAUGUUGGUUGAUCUGAAGAUGUGGAAUUGCGACUGACGUUGCAAACAGUUCUUAUCAUUUGUUUUGUUCAAAUGGCAAAGCAUGCUAUGAUAUUCUCUCUCAGUCUUUUUUUCUUUUCCCCAUUUCCUUGUUAGGCCUAUUUUGUAAGAUGAGGCAAAACGCACAAGUCACAUUGGAUGAAGCAAGAAAAGUUUAUAUAAACAUGUAGUUUUAUUUUAUUCAUUUGUUUCUUUAUUUUCUAAUGUCGAAAGAAAUGUAUGUCACUUGAUUUUCUGCCCAUAUGCUUGAAUUUGAAAUUUACUUCAACUCUUGCAUACUU
This is a messenger RNA of Magnolia sinica, 2370 nucleotides long. Its product is annotated as vacuolar fusion protein MON1 homolog. Gene Ontology annotation, biological process: protein targeting to vacuole; vesicle-mediated transport. The coding region runs from base 164 to 1933 and encodes 589 amino acids. Lineage: Eukaryota; Viridiplantae; Streptophyta; Magnoliopsida; Magnoliales; Magnoliaceae. The transcript has 14 exons. The record is from RefSeq and is a predicted model, not a curated record.